Molecule: messenger RNA, 1026 nt
Organism: Exophiala aquamarina CBS 119918
Lineage: Eukaryota; Fungi; Ascomycota; Eurotiomycetes; Chaetothyriales; Herpotrichiellaceae
Product: phosphatidylserine decarboxylase
Exons: 2
Coding region: 1-1026 (341 amino acids)
Biological process (GO): phospholipid biosynthetic process
Molecular function (GO): phosphatidylserine decarboxylase activity
Source: RefSeq, a predicted model, not a curated record
AUGAAUUGCUUCCAUCGAAUCCUUGACUAUUUCUUAUCAUCAGUCAAAUUGAUAAAGAACCAAGAGGUUGGCUGGCGAACUGUCAACCGCAAGACAGGGAAACAAAGUCGUGAACAACAACCCAUCUUGAAGAAAAUUAAACUACUUUUCCUGUUUAGUCGCUUCGUCGAAUGGGUUGACGUUACCCAAGCGAUGCGGCUGUGGAUUCACGACAAGACUAUACAGGAAGGUAAGAGGGAAGGCACGCCAUCCUCAGCUUUACAGAUCGUGUCAUUCGUCGACUUCUAUCAUAUUAAUAUGGAUGACUUCGACCCCUCUGAUAUUAACAAGUAUAGCACUUUUGAAGAAUUUUUUGUACGCAAACACAAACCUAACCGCCGGCCGAUCUUUGAAGAGGAUGAUCCGAGUAGGGCAGUCGUGGUCGCGGAUUCUAGACUUGUGGUAUACCCAUCUAUUGCUGAAACGCGAAAAGUGUGGAUCAAGGGCCAUAACUUCACCAUUGCAAAUUUGAUUAAUGACGAUGCGUUGGCUCAGUCGUGGUCUGAUGGCGCUGUUGCCAGCUUUCGGCUAAGCCCACAGGACUAUCAUCGCUAUCAUUCGCCAGUUCGAGGAACCGUCAGUUGGUAUAAAUCCAUUUCCGGGCAAUAUUACCAGGUCGACCCAGUUUGUUUGCAGAGUGACGUAGACAUCUUGACGGAGAAUGCACGUUGUUGCAUCUGCAUCGACACUAUUGAGUUCGGCAAGGUAUUGUACGUCGCAAUUGGCGCGACUAACGUUGGGACCGUCGAAAUCAAUGAGAAGUGCCAGAAGGCUGGCUGCCAGAUCGAAAAAGGGGAAGAAGUGGGCCUCUUUCAGUUCGGAGGAUCAAGCAUUAUCGUUGCUUUUGAAAAGGAUCGGAUUGAUUUUGAUAAGGAUUUGCUCGAUGUGAGCCGCAGGCAGGUCAUGAUGGAUGUGGAGGUGGGCAUGAGCAUGGGUAAAGCCAUGAAUGAACCAGGAGACGGCGGUAUUGGUAAUCACCAUCCUUAA